AUGGUGUCCUCCGUAGCGGCGCUGCUGCUGCUCAUCGUCACGCUUGCCUCUGCGCCGUCCGUCCAUGGUGCGAACGGCUGGGCACUCGGCAGCAGCCCGUUCCUCGCCGGCACGGGCUACGAGGUCCUGAACCUGUUCAUCGUGCCGGCCGGCGCUCGAGUGCGGCUGCCGAUCGCCUGGACGUGCUACGACAGGUCCGGCAAGCGCCUCCCGGAAUCCGAAGCCCCCGUCUUCUUCAACCCGCAGGGCGUGUACCGCAUAUCGGACGAGCGCAACCAGCUCGUCGUCGUCGGCUGCGAUGUCACGGCGUACAUCCAAAGCCGGCACGACAGCAGCAGCGACGCCGGGUACCCCUACCAGUACUACACGGACUGCGUGUCGUACUGCAGGAGAGCAGAGGUCGUCAGGGACGGCCGCUGCGCGGGAGUUGGCUGCUGCAGGGUCGACAUCCCGCCGAACCUCACUGACAACUCCGUCGGCGUGGACGACGACGACAUGGAGUCCACGGCCGUCCGCCGGCUCAUCUACGAUUUCAACCCAUGCAGCUACGGCUUCCUGGUGGAGAGGGGCAGCUACAAAUUCCGCGCCGCCGACCUGAAGAUGGACAGGAAACAGACGAUGCCGGUGUGGCUCGACUGGGCGAUCAGUUCAUUGUACGCGUGCAAGAGCCAGCAUAGUAGCUGCGUCGAUGCUGUGAAUGGCCCUGGGUACACCUGCAACUGCUCCCAGGGCUAUGAGGGCCACGCCUACAUCGUCGGUGGAGGCACCGCCUUUAUUCUUAUGUUGAAUGAGAAGAGAAAGGUUCAGGUAUUAUUUGAGAGAAAUGGUGGACCCUUAUUGGCAAGUAUCAAUAAUAUAAAGAUCUACACGAAGCAGGAGUUAACUCACAUCACAAGAAAUUUUAGCACUGUUAUUGGCAAAGGCAGCGUGGGUGAGGUCUACAAGGGAACCACCAAUAACAAUCAGACGGUUGCGGUGAAGGCCAUUUCAGUAGUUAAGGAGAGCAGAAAAAAGAAGUCUGCAAAUGAAGUGAUCAUCCAGUCUCGAAUUAGUCACAGAAAUACCUUUAGGCUCUUAGGAUGUUGCUUAGAGGUGGAUGUUCCAAUGUUGGUGUAUGAUUUUGCCCCAAAAGGAAGCCCGUACUAUGGUCUUCAUGGAACUAAGGACAUUACAAAAACUUCUCUCUCGUUAGCAACACGGCUGGAUAUUGAGGUUGAUUCGACUGAAGCUCUUUCCUACGUGCAUUCAUCUACCAAUCAGAAGAUCCUCCAUGGAGAUGUGAAAUCAGGCAGUAUACUUCUUGAUGAGAACUUCAUGCCAAAGGUAUCUGACUUUGGGACGACCAGGCUACUUUCCAUAGAGAAAAAGCAUACCAUACUUGUGAUCGGAAAUAUUAACUACAUAGACCCUGUGUACAUGAAGACUGGUCGUCUGGACGAGAAGAGUGAUGUCUACAGUUUUGGAGUUGUCCUUCUAGAGCUCAUUACUAGAAAGAAGCCAAGAUAUGAUGGAAAUAAGAGUCUCAUCAUAAACUUCAUCAAGUCAUAUGCCUCAGAGGAUAAAGCACGGGAGAUGUUUGAUGAAGAGAUAGCUUCCCCUGAGAAUAUCGAGUUUCUUCAAAAGGUUGGCAGCAUUGCAGUAAUGUGCCUCAAAGAGGACAUGGAUGACAGGCCCACCAUGAAGCAAGUGGCAGAGCACCUUCAACUGGUAAGAAGGGAGUGGAAGCAAAGGCAGGGUAGGCACGGCGAUCAAAUAGUUGAUGUGAUUUCUAUGGAGAGCCCUCCUGUUAGCUUAACCAUAGAUGCUAGUGGGGCUGAAAGUCCUGGGUACUCUCCUCUGUUGAAGUGA
Molecule: messenger RNA, 1848 nt
Organism: Panicum hallii
Lineage: Eukaryota; Viridiplantae; Streptophyta; Magnoliopsida; Poales; Poaceae
Product: wall-associated receptor kinase 2-like
Exons: 5
Coding region: 1-1848 (615 amino acids)
Biological process (GO): protein phosphorylation; cell surface receptor signaling pathway
Cellular component (GO): plasma membrane
Molecular function (GO): protein serine/threonine kinase activity; ATP binding
Source: RefSeq, a predicted model, not a curated record